Molecule: messenger RNA, 3983 nt
Organism: Procambarus clarkii (red swamp crayfish)
Lineage: Eukaryota; Metazoa; Arthropoda; Malacostraca; Decapoda; Cambaridae
Source: RefSeq, a predicted model, not a curated record
ACCACACAUUAGAAGAUGGAGUCACGACGACGAUAUUGGCCGUUCAAGACUUUAUUAAGUCAGUGUAUUAUGAUGGCUGACAGAGAGAAACUAGAAAAAUAUGAGCAUUUCCUUAAUAAUGUUUUAAGAGAGGAUUUAAGACUUGUGCUUGAGAAUCGUGACAAAUUGUAUGAAGAUAUAGCUGCCCACUCCCAGCUUAAGCAGGUUAUUGAUUGCAUAAAUGAAGUACCACAUGAAGAAGGUUUACGUACACAAGUUGACCUUGGCUCAAACUUUUAUGUUCAGUCCCAUGUGCCAGAUGUGUCACGCAUUUAUGUAAAUGUUGGCUUAGGCUUUCAUCUGGAACUGACUCUUCAAGAAGCACUGACAUUUAUUGACAAGAAACUUGAAAUUUUGAAUGCAAAGUUAUCGGAAUCCACAAAAAAGUCAUCGAAAAUCAAAGGGCAAAUAAAAUUUGUAUGCGAGGCAAUUAGAGAAUUACAAGGAAUUCCCCAAACUAAGCUUUGGCAUUUUGACAAAUUUGUGUUCUGCAAUAUGGAAGUGAGAAAAAUUGAUGCGUCAUUGAAAACUGUGCAUGUCAAUGUAAGAAAAGUUUGGUUUUUAUCUAUAAUUUCGAAUUUGAUGUUAUGGGUUUUGCCUUUAUUGCUUGGAAAGUAUACCGAUGUAACAUUCCCAUAUAUUGCCUUCAAUGAUAUUACGCAAGAGUUAGUGGGGCUCAUAGGAUCAACAGGAAACAAUUUUAAUUGGUGUCCUGUAGUGUCUCCUUACCUGCAAAACACUGUAACGCUACUGGACAACAACGCAGAUUCCCUCUCAGAUGAAGAAAUUUUAAGGAAUUCUGAAAUACAAGAUGGUGGUUGUUGGAAACCAAAUAACUGCCUUUCAAGAUACAAUGUGGCAUUAAUAAUUCCUUAUCGCAACAGGAGUCUGCAUCUACAAAAAUUUUUGACUUACAUGCAUCCUUUCCUGAACAGGCAACAAUUAAAUUACAGGAUUGUAGUUGUCGAGCAGACAGAAGGUGUCGAUUUUAACCGCGCAAAGCUGUUCAAUAUUGGCUUUGUUGAAACUCUCAAGCUAGAUCAAGUUGACUGCUUUAUAUUUCAUGAUAUUGAUCUGCUUCCACAAAAUGACCAUAAUAUAUAUGCCUGCACUCAUCACCCAAGGCAUAUGUAUUCAGCUGUUGAUACCACAAGAUAUCAUCUUCAAUACCGCCGUCUGUUUGGAGGAGCAGUUGCAAUGCAGAAAGUACAUUUUGAGAAAGUCAAUGGAUUCAGUAAUAAAUUUUAUGGCUGGGGAGCUGAAGAUGAUGACAUGUAUAAUAGAAUUGAAAAGGUAGGACUGUCUGUUAUCCGCUUUGAUCCAAAAGUAGCAUCUUAUGUUAUGCUGCCACACUCGCGUGUACCACCAGCAGAAGAUCGUUUCGAUAAGCUUCAAAAUAACGAUGUCAGUGAAGAUGGGUUGUCCAGUCUAUCAUAUCAUAUUCUCGAUAAAAAGAUGAGACCACUUUAUACAUGGUUUCUUGUUUCUUGUUAACAGUUUGUAUACAGUAAUUGUAAAUUUUAUGUAUGAUUAUCAGAUUACAUUCAGUGACCUCGAUUAAAAAUUUGUCAUUCAUGUAUUAAUAAAUGUACAGUACAUACAGAUUCUCUGUAAAUAUAAAUUAUAAAAUAUUCCUGUAUUGUCUUUAGUGUAUGUAAAGAACAUGUUAAAGUACCAAUAACAAAUUUUCUAUAAAGCUGUGUCUUGAGUAUGAACUCAAUACUGUACUGUACUAUUUUUAAUGAAACCAUCUGCUUUUUUAUUUACUGUAAUUAAAGAACAAAUUAAAUUAUUCAAGGUUAGCAAACAUAGCUAAUAAUUAUACUGUACAUCAAUCUACAUAUGAAAGAUGUGGAUUAUCCUUCAUUUUUAAUACUGCAGUUCCUUUAUAUUUGCAAGGAAUUAGCUCCUUGAAAACAACAAAUUUAAAAUUUGCCAAUACUGUACAGUGCUAUAUCAAAUUUUGAGUUGUAUAAGAAAAUAUGAAUGCAUCCCAAAGACAUUCUAAAAAAAAAAAUAUUGUCUGGACUCCUAUCUUGAAAAAAUAUGAGUAAAUGCACAUCUAUUUAUCUAUAUCUAUACCUAUCUAUAACCCAGAUGCCUUGCUUCCUCCUGGAAGCUCCCCAUUGUUGGGUGGCCACAGCAGAAGGUUCUCCAGGAGACUAUUAUCAAACAAACCUUUCACUCAUUUUAAGCUCAGACCUCCCCACUUUCAUUUAUUGAUACUUUCUGUUGCAAAAGAUACUGAUCUGCUUGUAUCACAUGAUCCCCUUAUUACACCUGUGUAAACUACUUUUUUUUUGACAAUCCACAGGCAUUCUAUUAAUUCAUACCACCACCUUUUAUUGUGCUUCAGCCACUUCAACAUGCUGCAUUUGAUUCCUUUACCCAUUUCAUUUAAACCCGUAUUCCAUAUACAGAAUUCUACUUCUUGGUCACAAGUAUACAAUACUCAAUAAAGAAAACCUGAGCAAUUUCCAACAAUGUAUGAUGUAGGAUAAAAACCCACACUUGUGUAUUUGUGAAAUUUAUGUAAUUAAAGAACUGUAAUUAAUUCUAUCCCUCGAUAGACUUCUUGGUGAAUCGGAUACUUUUGAUAUCGUUCGUCUUAUGCAUUUCUGUUCUCGUAUUGGCAUCCUUGGUGAUAUUUAGCGCCCUCUGAUUAUUCCACACAUUGGAUAGUGCUACAUAGGCUUCCCGGUUUGGUGCCUUUUGAUAAUUACUUACUUUGGUGUAAAUUCCUUAAAUUUCACAAACACAAGUGAGUUUUUAUUCUAUGUUAUGUCUGAGAAAACAGUACCAUUACAAAUGUAUAAUGUUAUCUGCAUUAUUUAUGCAUCAUUGCCUUGAAACCUACUGCUGUACAGUUAGAGGGAGAAAUCGUUAUUGUCUUGUAGGCUUCCAGGGGUAACAAUACAUGAAUUUGCUCAUGCAGAUGGUCAGGAGUAGUUAACAAAUGGAAUGCAUUAUGCAGUGAUGUAGUGGAGAAAAAGACUACACAAAGUUUCAAAUGUAGAUAUGAUAGACCCCAAUAGGCUCAGGAAUCCACCAGUUGCUAGGCAGGACCAAAGAGCUGAAGCUCAACCUCCGCAAGCACAACUAGUCGAGUACAGAUUAAUUGAUGAAGAUUAAGUCACCCCCAAGAGGUGGCACGAUGAAUAGCCCGUAAGAGAAAUUGAGUACACUCGUGCAUGGCAUUAUAUACCUAUUAAUUGUACACCAACUGAUGACAGUCGAAAGGAGAGACCAAAGAGCCCCCUCCCCCGUGCAAGCACAACUAGGUGAGUACGUUGACCAGACCACACCACACACUAGAAGGUGAAGGAACGACGACGUUUCGGUCCGUCCUGGACCAUUUUCAAGUCGAUAGGUGAGUACACUAUAUUGCUUCUCGUGUACAGUGUUUUUAACUCAUUCAAGUGAAUUGUGUUAAAUAACCAUGCCAACUUGCAAAUAUGUGAGGCACCCUUUAUAAAUAUUUAUUUUUGGCAUUUAAAAAUUCUCCAAUAAUCAAACUGGCGAAUCUUACUGGAAAACUACAAUACAAUGUACAAUGCAUAUUUAAUUUUUUAGUCUGUUGUAGUUUUUUUUAAUUUGUUGUCAAAAUGGGGGAUGUAUUGCAACAGUAAAUGUAAGCAUGCCUGUAUGUAAGCAUUUGCAUUUUAUAAAUACACUACAGUUGUAGGCUGCAUAAGAUACACAUGUACUAUACAUUUGUGUAGCAGAAUGCGCAUUUUAUUUGUACAAUAUAUGCACAUUUCCUAUACAUCAACACAAAUAUAUUCUGUACAGAUAUUUUUAAUAGUUUAUAUACACCAGUGCAAAUUUAUGAGUUUUGUGGAUAAGGAAAUAGGAUAAAUAGAUUUAUAUAAUUAGGAUCUGUUCUGUAAGUGUUUAUAAAUAAAUUUGGUAAAAGUUUAAAAAUAUAAAAGUACAUACUGUAA